Aspergillus wentii DTO 134E9 is the source of this 1251-nucleotide messenger RNA. Its product is annotated as argininosuccinate synthase. Gene Ontology annotation, molecular function: argininosuccinate synthase activity; ATP binding. Bases 1 to 1251 code for a protein of 416 amino acids. The transcript is spliced from 10 exons. Gene Ontology annotation, cellular component: cytoplasm. NCBI's taxonomy places the organism in Eukaryota, Fungi, Ascomycota, Eurotiomycetes, Eurotiales, Aspergillaceae. The record is from RefSeq and is a predicted model, not a curated record. Gene Ontology annotation, biological process: L-arginine biosynthetic process; urea cycle.
AUGACCAAGGGAAAGGUUUGUUUGGCUUACAGUGGUGGCCUCGACACCAGCGCUAUCCUCAAGUACCUGCUUGAGGAUGGCUACGAGGUCGUCUGCUUCAUGGCCGAUGUUGGUCAGGAAGAGGACUUCGAGGCUGCCCGCGCCAAGGCAUUGAAGAUCGGUGCCCUCAAGUGCGAGAUCAUUGACCUCCGCAAGGAGUUCGUCGAGGAGCUCUGCUUCCCCGCUAUCGCUGUCAACGCCAUCUACGAGAACGUCUACCUUCUCGGAACCUCUUUGGCCCGCCCCGUCAUUGCCCGUGCUCAGAUUGAUGUCGCCAAGAGAGAGGGAUGUUUUGCCGUUUCCCACGGUUGCACCGGUAAGGGUAACGACCAGGUCCGCUUCGAGCUUGCCUUCUACGCCCUGCAGCCCAACAUCAAGGUCAUUGCCCCGUGGCGCGACCCUGUCUUCUACGAGCGCUUCGCCGGUCGCCAGGACUUGCUCGACUACGCCGCCGAGAAGGGUAUCCCCGUUACCUCCACCAAGUCCAAGCCCUGGAGUAUGGACGAGAACCUGGCUCACUGCUCGUACGAGGCCGGUAUCCUGGAGGACCCCGACACCACUCCUCCCGCCGACAUGUGGAAGUUGACCCAGGACCCCUUGACCGCUCCUGACCAGCCCGAGGACUUCACCGUUUUCUUCGAGAAGGGUGUUCCCGUUAAGCUCGUCUACACCGAGGGUGGCAAGGAGAAGGUUGUCACUGAGGCCGUCGAGCUCUUCUUGACUGCCAACGCCAUCGCUCGCCGCAACGGUGUUGGCCGUAUCGACAUUGUCGAGAACCGAUUCAUCGGUAUCAAGUCUCGUGGCUGCUACGAGACCCCCGGUCUCACCUGCUUGCGCGCUGCUCACGUUGACUUGGAAGGUCUCGUUAUGGACCGUGAGGUCCGUGCCCUCCGUGACCAAUUCCUCACUGUCAACUACUCCAAGAUCCUCUACAACGGCCUCUACUUCUCCCCCGAGCGUGAGUUCCUCGAGUCCUCCAUCGCCGCUUCCCAGAAGUCCGUCAACGGACAGGUUCGCUGCCGUGCCUACAAGGGCGCCGUCUCCGUCCUCGGCCGUUCCUCCGAGACUGAGAAGCUGUACGACAUGACCGAGUCCAGCAUGGACGAGAUCGGUGACUUCUCUCCCGCCGAGACCACCGGUUUCAUCACUGUCUCUGCCAUCCGUCUCAAGAAGUACGGCCAGAUGAAGCAGGAGGCUGGUGAGAAGAUGUAA